Uloborus diversus is the source of this 2649-nucleotide messenger RNA. Its product is annotated as polynucleotide 5'-hydroxyl-kinase NOL9-like. Gene Ontology annotation, molecular function: polynucleotide 5'-hydroxyl-kinase activity. Gene Ontology annotation, biological process: cleavage in ITS2 between 5.8S rRNA and LSU-rRNA of tricistronic rRNA transcript (SSU-rRNA, 5.8S rRNA, LSU-rRNA). NCBI's taxonomy places the organism in Eukaryota, Metazoa, Arthropoda, Arachnida, Araneae, Uloboridae. Gene Ontology annotation, cellular component: nucleus. The record is from RefSeq and is a predicted model, not a curated record. The coding region runs from base 175 to 2358 and encodes 727 amino acids. The transcript has 14 exons.
GCGGUUUGCGUUUGCUGAUUUGUUUGCAGUCGGCAGUGUUUGUCAUCUGCGAAAUUCACUUGUGAUGGAUUUAAAAUAUUGUUAAUUCUAUAGAUUCUCUUCAGAUAUUUUUAUUUUGGAUGAAUAAGAUUUAGAUUUUCUGGAAUUCUAAUUGUAUUGCCCUGCAUAAGAAAGAUGAGCUCUCGUAGGCACAACUCUCAUAGAGUUACAAACAGUUACGAAGCCAACAGCAGUUUCAGGAAUUCACAUACUAACAACAAUUACAAGGAGUCGUCUUACAGUUCAUCAUCAGAUUAUUCUGGUAGUGACCUGGAAGAAACGGAAAUGAACUAUUCUUUUAAAGCACCUUCUGCUUCAUUUCGAUCUACACCAUUUGAUAAAAGCAGAAAACGGAAGAUAGCAAAAAAAAGAUCCAAGAACAACAUGAAUAAUGAUUAUGGAACCCCAUCCUUUUUAAAAAGGAUCCAUGUUUCUUCAGAUGAAAGUGAUUUUAGUGAAAAGCAAGCAAGAAAGAAAACUAAAAGAAACUCUGAAGUUGAAGACCUUCCAUCGUAUUUGAGGGGUUUAGAUAUUUCGCUAAAAAGUGACGUGGAAGAAUGGAAAGAAGCUUUAAAAAGGAAAAGACAAAGAUUUUUGGAGAAGAAACGUUUAAAGAAGAGAAAGAGAGAAAAUAAUCAGUUGAUUACGAAUGGUGAUCAGGAAUCACAGUCCUGUGUUUCAAUAUCUCAGCCCUCACUUGCUCAAAAUAAACCUAGUUAUAGUGUUACAAGUGUUCCAUCAUUAAGUGCUGAAAUUGUUGUUCUUCAGCAUCCGACUUCAGUAACUCUUCAUAAGUUCAUUGAUGUUAAAGUUAUUAGUGGUGGCAUUUCAAUUUUGGGGUGGAACAUGACUUCCCUGAGUGAAAAAGUUACCAUAUUUUCUUAUGAAAGAACUGGACUCAUCGAGCUUACCACUUUGCAUGCAGACCCAAUGUGGAAAACGAAAGAAACCUGUAAAAGUAUAAAAACAGCUCUUAAAGAAAUUAUAGGGAAGGAGGAUACAAUUAAAAUUCUUGAAAAGUGUGGCAACUCAUCUGUCAUUGUGAUGCUACAAAGAGCAGCAUUUACAUCACCGUUAAAGAUUCUUAGUAUUUACUAUCCAAGAGAAUCAUGGCUUCCGACAGAUUGGAAAAAUAAUCGCCAUUUUAUAAAAAAGAAGUCUAGUCAUCAGGUCAUCAAGUUCACAGUCGAUCAUGUAACAGUAGCUGAAGCAAUUGCUCAUGCAAUGCGUAAAGCAACUGUGAACGCCAAAAAUCCUGCUCCACGUGUCGUUAUUUGUGGGAACUCGCAUACUGGAAAAUCUACUGUUGCACGUUUUAUUAUCAAUAGGCUGUUGGAAAUGUUUUCACAUGUGUUUUAUCUGGAUGCUGAUCCUGGACAGCCAGAAUUUACUCCACCUGGUGUAGUCAGUUUGAGCAAAGUUGACAAGUGCAUGAUAGGACCACCUUUCAGUCAUCUGCGGAAACCAAUGAAAAUGGUUUUUACUGGAGCAAUUUCUGCUGAAGCCUCUCCGCCUAUGUAUUUCAAAAGCAUUAAGCAAUUAACUCAGCAAUACUUCAAGGAACAUUCUUCAGAAACAUUAAUAGUCAACACAAUGGGAUGGAUGCAAGGUUUAGGAAUCUUAUGUUUAAAAGAUGUUAUAGCAAUGGUUGAACCAACGAUCAUAGUUGAACUUCUUGAAGAAGGAAAGGAUACGUGUUUUGAAGCUUUUUCGAAUCCUGAUACUAAUGUGGAUCAUUACAUCAUUCCAGCAGUAAAAAAGGAAGCUACUGCUUCUUCAUAUAGAGGGAAAGAAAGGCGUGACUUCUCUACAUUAGCUUAUUUUGGGCAAUGUGCAAAGAGUUUGCAUCUAAGACCUAUGAAUUUGAAUGAAAUGAAAACUGUCUGCAUAUGCUGGGACCAAAUUGCUAUAUAUGUGUUUGGGAGCAAAGUAAUGCCCUAUAGACUAGUAGAAGCUGUGAAUGCAAGCUUUGUUGCAUUAUGUACUGUAGAUGAAUCUGUCAUUUUGAAAAGUGGUGUACCACUAUUUCAAACAACAUUGAAAACGGAGCCUGCAAAUAUAUGUCACGGAUUUGGUAUUGUUCGUGCAAUUGAUGAGACACAGCAUCUGCUGCAUAUCAUUACUCCAUUAAAAAUGGAAGAACUGCAAAAGGUCAAUGCCAUAAUGAAAGGAAACAUCACAGUUCCUGAUGCCGUGUUUCUUCAACAGAACUUGAUGCAGAUGCCUUUGCCAUUUUUGGACCAAUCAAAAGCUGCCCCUACACCUUCCAGAGAGAAAGUGCGAAAAAGAUCAUUUCGAGGACAAAUUAAAGCAAAUUAAUUUCAUACCAUAUGAAAUGUUAAUUUUCCGGCAUUUAUUAGAAACUGUUAAAUGUGUUUCUUUUUUAUACAGAACAUGAUAAAAGUGGCUUUGCCAUUUUUUGACCAAUCAAGAGUCGCCCCUACAUCUUCAAGAAUGCAAGUACAAAAAAGAUUGUUUCAAUGACAAAUUAAAGCUUAUAAAGUUCAUUGCAUACAACAGUUUCAUUUUCCCCAACAUUUAUUGUGGGGAAAAACUUACUUCUCUUUCUCAUUAAUUGUAAACAUAAAAUAAAAGCAUUAAAAUUUCUUG